Messenger RNA from Aspergillus alliaceus, 1635 nucleotides. Its product is annotated as cytochrome P450. The record is from RefSeq and is a predicted model, not a curated record. Bases 1 to 1635 code for a protein of 544 amino acids. Gene Ontology annotation, molecular function: iron ion binding; heme binding; oxidoreductase activity, acting on paired donors, with incorporation or reduction of molecular oxygen. NCBI's taxonomy places the organism in Eukaryota, Fungi, Ascomycota, Eurotiomycetes, Eurotiales, Aspergillaceae. The transcript is spliced from 4 exons.
AUGUUUAUCAAACUAUUCUACCUCUCAGGAGAGCCAGCUUCCACCGCAAGGGAAAUUGAGUUGGAGUCCACGUUGGAUUAUGAUGGACUUAGACAUGUCAUUGCCGCAAACUUUGCUAUAGUUGAACCGGCUGGAAUCGGAUUCCAAUCCCAGGACGCGGUCUUGUCUGACGUUUCGGAGGUCAUUGCAAAUGAAGAUCCUAUCAGCAUUACGAUUGAUGGUAAAUCCGUGCGAGAGAUUCCUGGACCCAAAGGGCUUCCAAUUGUUGGAAAUUUCUUCGAGAUCUAUCCUGAUCAUCUGGGAAACCAUCAACGGUUGUUUGAGCAAUAUGGGCCCAUCAUCAAGACGACAAACAUGGGCCGCACGGUCUACCAAACCAACGAUCCACAACUGUCCUCAAUCAUCUUUUCUGAAACUGAUUUCUUCACCAAAAAAAUCAACGAAGCGCAUCCUCUCCAUGCUAUCAAAAAUAAAGAGGCUGGCGUGUUCUUAGGUGACACUGACACCCCGGAGUGGAGAGCGGCGCACAAAUUUCUUCCCCCAGCGUUGGGCCCCAAGGCCGUUCGGCAUUAUGCCCCCAUCAUGCAACAAACGGUUGAAGAUGCUUUUAAAGUCUUUGAUCAUUUCGAUGAGAAUGGCGAGGCUUGGAAUGUCUACCAGUAUAUGCUCAAACUUGGUUCUCAGGCGGUCGGAAAGCUGGUUCUGGGAAUAAAUUUCAAUCACUUUUCCUCCCCCGAUGCACCUCCUCAUGAGCUUAUUCAGAUUAUUGCCGAGUCGUUGUCUUUAAAUAAGAAGGUGACUGCCAGGGGGGAUUGGUAUGCGAAGCUGCCGUUCGGCGAUCCGCAGCGGUUGAGAAAUAUGCGAUAUCGUAUCUUUGACAUAGUCGACGAAUCAAUCCAGAAUGCCAGCCGUGGUGGUGUUGAAGACCUACCGCUACAAAACGCCGCUUUAAAGGCAACUAACAUGAUCGACUACGCUAUCCGCGCCACGGACAACAAGGGCGAGAAGUUGCCCAAGACAAGCUUGAUCCAGGCUCUGGUUGUUGCGACUGGAGCAGGCUUUACCACCACUAGCUCACUUCUGUCUUGGCUGAUCUACAGUCUUGUUACAUACCCUGGCAUUCAGGAUCGCUUGCUGCAAGAGUUGAUCGACAAUGGUAUCACCGAAGAUACUCAGAUAACAGCCGACUUGACAGACCGCUUAACAUUCAUGGAUAAAUUGAUAAAAGAGACCCAACGUCGGCACAACCCAUCCUACCAGCCUGCACGAACUGCCAAAGCCGAUAUGAUCCUGCCCGGGGGCUAUAAGCUACCCGAGGAAGCUGUGGUUGUCGGUGCUCUUCAUCACCUUCACAAUAACCCAGAAGUCUGGAACAAUCCAACGAGAUUCGACCCCGAUCGGUGGGAUACAGAAGAAGUAAAGAAUAGACACAAGGCUGCUUAUAUUCCAUUUGCUACAGGUCCUCGCAUGUGUAUCGGGUUCAACUUUGCGCUGCAAGAAGUCAAGGUAUUCCUGCCGAAACUAGUAUAUCGAUACAAAUUCACUAAAGAGAAUGAUGGGCUGGUCGAGUACGACCCUAUGUUCCAGCUGAUCCGGCCUAACAAUUUAUAUAUUAGUAUUAGACUUUGGAUAUAG